This is a messenger RNA of Acytostelium subglobosum LB1, 3387 nucleotides long. RefSeq lists its product as hypothetical. The transcript is spliced from 8 exons. The record is from RefSeq and is a predicted model, not a curated record. Gene Ontology annotation, molecular function: protein binding. The coding region runs from base 1 to 3387 and encodes 1128 amino acids. NCBI's taxonomy places the organism in Eukaryota, Evosea, Eumycetozoa, Acytosteliales, Acytosteliaceae.
AUGAAGGGUUUCUGGGCAACACUCUCGGAUACAUUCUUUCAACCUAAGCCCCAACAACAGCCACAGCAGCCACAACAGCCACAGCAACAACAACAACAGCCACAAACCCAACAACCCCAGCAGCCACAACAAACCCAACCACAAACACAAACUCAGAAUCAACAAACCAUUCACCAGCAGCAGCAGCAGUCAAUAGCCUUGACUGCCAGCACACAGAAAUCAAACGUGGACGCAAACACAGGGCAGGGCAGCGCCAACCCAAACACAAGCAACACUGCCCACCCGAUAAUAUCGGGCGCUUCGCCAUCGUCGUCGACGGCCGCCUCCAUCUUUGGCGACUUUAACGAGGCCACCAAUGGCUGCAAGACCGUGGAGAUUGGCAACUUCUCCACGUACAAGGAGAGCUUCUACACGCCAACCUUCAACCUGUGCGGCGCCAACUGGCGUCUGCUCAUCUUCCCCGAAGGCAACAACAGUCCAGGCAACAUCUCCAUCUUCCUCGACUACUUUGACAUUGGUCACAACCCCUUACUCGAGAAGGAUGCUGGUCUAACCCUUACCCUACUCAAUCAACUAAACAACAAGAAGAAUGUUAGAAAGAACUCAAGCCACAAGUUCUCAUUCAAAGGAGUCAAUUGGGGAUUCGUCAGUUUCUUGAGUCUUCAGACAUUGGUCAAGGCGGAGAAUGGAUAUUUGAUCGAUGACAAGUUGAUGAUCAAGGUGGAGAUACAGUCGCCAGUGACCAUUGACAACACGGACGCACUGCGACCCAAGCCAUUUGGACGAUUCUCCUACAAGAUGACCAACUUCUCACAUCACUUUGAGAACUUCUACUCGCCCACGUUCCACUCGUGCGGCUCCAACUGGCGCAUCUAUAUCUUCCCCAACGGCUACUCGUCGCCCAACUUCUUCUCGGUCUACCUGGAUCUGCUCGACGUCAAGUUCAAGCCACUGAUGAUCAAGCAUCUCUUCUUUGCCAUUGAGAUUGUCAAUCAGAAGUAUCCCGACAGGAACCUCAAGAAGUGGGUCGAUCACCUCUACGACGACAAGAACAUGAACUUUGGUUUCCCCAAGUUUGUCCUUCUCUCCACUCUCCUCAACCCCGACAAUGGCUACAUGGUCGAUGAUUCCAUCCAAAUCAACAUCGAGUUCACAGUCAUGUCAUCCAACUACAAUGAGUCCACUCCAAACUUUGAGAUCGAGUCCAACUUGGACAAGUCAGCGGAUUGUGGACGUUUCACAUUCCACGCUACAAAGGGUCAGUCAACAGAGUUGAUACUGUCACCAACGUAUAAGAUAGCGGGUAGUAAGUGGCAGGUAAUAAGCUAUCCAUUGGAGAACCUUACCGACUUCUUCUCAAUCUAUCUCGAUCUCGUGGACAUCAAGACAACUCCAUUGCUUCGCAAGCACAUCUCAUUCUCUGUUGAGAUUGAGAACCAACUCAAUCCAGACAAGCACUUUAAGAAAUUCAUCAGCAAUGUCUAUUCAUAUAACUCAUUCAGUUGGCUCUUCCAGAAGUUCAUCAAGAAUCAUACACUGAUGGACCCAAAGUAUGGCUUCAUCAAGAAUGACAUUAUUAUCAUCAAUGUUGAGUUGAUCACUGUGUCCUAUGACUACCUCAGUCCCAAGCCAUUCAGGAUUGAGUCACCCCUCAGUCUCCCAUCUACAUGUCCCAUCAGUCCAAGUCCAAGUUCCAGUCCAAGUCCCAAUCCCACGACAACAUUGAUGGAAUCACCAACACCAACACCAACACCAACAAUCAACAACAACAACAUGGGUGAAGGACCCUGCAACUUCUCCUACGAUAUAACUAACUUCUCGACAUUGGAGAAGUCAUUCUACUCGCCUACAUUCACAUUGAACUCUACCAACUGGAGAUUCUACGUGUUCCCCAAAGGCAACAGUGCUCAGAACUUCUUCUCCCUAUACCUAGACUUUGUCGACCCCAAGACCUUCCCCAAGCGCAGACAAUACAUCUGUUUCGUACUGUCCAUCAUCAACAAGUUGAAUCCAUCCAAGUCUGAGAGGAAGUACUCAUUCCACACAUUCUGUUACAGCAGCAUCAAUUGGGGAUUCAAGAAGUUCAUGUCUUUGGACACUCUUCGUGAUGAGAACUCUGGAUUCAUUGAGAAUGACACUAUCUCUGUCAAUGUGACCAUCCACUUUAUGUCCCAAAGCAAUCUUGAUAACAGAUAUCUACAAUCAUAUAGUCACAUGAGAUCAUCACAUAUCCAACUGUAUUGUAAUCAUAGAUACCUCAAUACAAGUGGCGCAGUGGAUGAUGCAGAGGCAUAUGCCAAGCAAAAGUCGGAUGAGGAGACGUACUACUACCACACGAUAAAGUUAACGUGUGACACGGACUUUGAGUCCCGGCAAUCAUUUGAUCUGAUCGAUUUCAACAAGCACCAGACUGUCAAGAUCAGGAAGUACACCACUCUGUUGGAGUUCAAGCUGCUCCUACAAAUGAUGUAUGGCAUCGCCUUUGAGAGAAUAAGGAUAUGGUUCUGGGACAACAACAAGUCCAAACCUGCCAAAGUCAGUCGGUGUCCAAUCAUCCUUGAUGAUGAAGAUAUAUUCAAUCAAUAUAUCUCAUACUUUGGACAAGUUGAGAUCAGACUUCACAUGGAGGUAUCCAACUCUCCAACCCCGAAUGAGAAGAACUUAUUCUUUGAUCCAAUCCAACCUGAUCAUGCAUUGAUAUUCUUCAAGUAUUAUGAUGCAAAGACACAGUCUAUUGAGUUCUUGACAUCAAAGGUGUGCCAGGCAAAUACUUCAAUAUCAUAUUUGGUACCGAUAUUGAAUCAGAAGCUUGGAGCAAGUCCAGACAGACCAUUGAUGCUCUAUGGCGACCUGUCAAUGAGCCUGGUCUACCAGCUGGAUCCAAACCGCACGCUCAAGUCCUAUGAGAUUGGACACGGCGACAUCAUCUACUGCCAGCGCCAGCAACAACUUCGCGAUCUGCCACGCAUACCAUUCGUGCCAGACUACUUCAACUAUGUAUAUAACAAGACGACGAUCAACUUCCAUAUGGUGCAACAUAAGAACAGCAUCACCGGACAGCCCAUCUCCUUCCAGUUUGGUGUGAUCAAGACCAUGAAGUACUCGGACAUUGUGCAGAGAGUGGCACGUCUCCUCCAGGCAUUCCCUCAGAACGUGAUAUUAUACUCUGUGCCAGCUGAGUAUGAGCCAUCAACUGGACAGGCUGCUAGUGUGGAGAGGAAGGAGUUGACACCAAAUGAUAAGCCACUCAGGGAUGUACUUCAGGCACUGCAUCAACGUGUUGACAUACUGUAUGUGGAUGUCAAGGAGACCUACUUGGCACCAGAGAAUCUCGAUCGUUUGGUUCCAAACAUCUUGUUGUCCUACUAUGAACCAACAUACAGUUAA